ACUAUAAAGAAUUCAGUGGUAAAACUUUUGCAGAUAAAUCUUCAGACACGGGAGAUAUGACUGUGACCAUUAUUUUAUCUGUAAUCAUUAUUUAUUUAACGUAUUUACAAUUUGAAUUUUAAUAAAUGAGCUGCUACGAAAUUGCGUGAUAUUCAUUUACGAAUUUAAUAAUAUUCGCGUUUUCAUUUGUAAUUCAAACGCCUACAUAUCUGUCGGCUGAAUGAUUGACUUUAUUUUAGUCUUUGGCUUAUUGCAGUCGGACCUAAAGUAAAAACGUAGCUGUAGAAGUUUGAGCAGCGUGCAAGCUCGGAUACGAGGAAUUAUGAAGCGCGCUGGACAGUAGUGACACCUUGCGACAGUUUCCCAAACUUUUUGUAGCCAGUUCUUUCUCCCGUUCCCACCCUGCCUCAGCUGUCUGCUGUUUACGAAGGGGAGACGGGAUUUCGCGGGAAACUGAUAUGAAUGUCAACGUACUCAUUUUCAGUAGAUAAGAGAACGUGUUUGGUCUAGCUCGGCGUGUAAUUGGUAAUUCUCUGUUAUUAUUUAGCACAGUGAUUUAGCUAGAUGUUUUUUGUUGUAAGCGUGAGAUUUAUUCAGGAAUAAAAUGCCAAAGAAACCUCCACCAAGCAGAGUACACAAAAGAACAAAACUAUCGAAAGCCAUUAGAGCGCUUAGAAAAAAGAAUAAAGAAAGGAUAACUUGUGAAGAAUCUCGUACAGACGGCACCGGUUGUGAUGACUCAUUGUUACCAGAGCAGGGGCCAUCUCGUGUACACGAAGUGACAUGUGAAACCUCAACACAACUCGAAACUCACAGUCAAGAUGGCGCCGGGCGAGCUGCUGCGCGGCCAGGUGGUAGCGCCCGUGGCUCCCGACGCCGACAGCAAGGAGCCUCGCGGCUGGAUCAUGUUCCGCAACCAGGGCAACGCCUUCUUCGCCGCGUUCCGCCAGCAGGACGUGCAGGGAGGCAUGGCGCUCUCGCCGGGAGACCACGUGGAGUUCCGCCGGCCGCAUGGCGCGCCCUGCGUCGCUGAGGUGCGCCUCGUGGGCCGCGCCAUCACCUGCCUCGGCAUCGUGUCGUGCGUGCGGCUCGGCCCCGCCUCGCAGACGUUCGAGGCGGGCCGGAUCCGGUACGUGUCGUCGAACGAGCGGCACUCGGAGGUGGAGUACGGCCCGCGCGCGCAGACGCGCCAGCACAGCCUGCUGGCGGGGGACCAGGUGUGGUUCAGCCUGGCCGUGGACCGCCGCACGCAGCGCCACUGCGCCGUGCACGUGGAGCUGUGCGCGGACAGCGUGCCGCGGCCGGGCGAGCGGCGCGAGAGGGCGCGCGUGCUGCUGCUCAAGGACGACUACGGCCUGGUGCGCUGCGCCGCCGGCCGCACGCUCUUCUUCGCCGCCGAGGAGCUGCUGGACCUGGACAAGCAGCUGCAGGUGAACGACGAGGUGGAGUACACGCCGGCGCCGCAGGGGGCGGGCGAGUGCGCGACCCGGCUGCGCCUGCUGGGGCCGGCCGCCGCCCCCGCCGCCCCCGGCCUGGGCCACGUGGCGGCGCUGCAGGAGUCGCUGGGCUUCAUCGAGCCCCUGUCCCUGGACCACGACGUGCUGUUCAGCCCGCGCGAGCUGGAGGGCGACCCGCGCCUGCUGCGCCUGGGAGCGCCCGUCGAGUACGAGGCGACGUCCAGGGGCUCGUCGCGCAACCUGCUGGCGGCCAGGGCAGUGCGCCUCCUGCCCGCGGGGGGCGUGGCGCUGCCAGAGAUGCUGGCCGGCGUCCGGCGAGGCACGGUGGUGCGGCCACUGCGCUACUUCGACCCCCACCAGGUCUCAUACGCUGGUAUCAUACAAGAGAGUACUGAAGACACCGCCAAAGCUGGGCAGCUUUUUAAAUUUGGUAUCUACAGUCUGCAAAACAUUGAAGAUGUCCUCCUGCCAGGAAUGAAUGUCACUUUUCAGGUUGACGCGGAAGGCCACGCGGCGAACGUGAAGCCAGCAGUGGGCCGGCUGCGCGGGCAAGUAGUGUUCGCGCGGAGCUGGUACGGCUACCUGCGCAGCGACGCGGUGCCGGGCAAGCUCGUCUCCUUCCUGCGGUCCGAGGUGCGGGACGGCAGCGACCUGCUCCCCGGGGACUGGGUCGAGUACCGCCUGGCGUGCGACCCCCACAGCGGCCGCUUUGCUGCCCGCGAGGUCUCCCGCUGCGAAGAGGACGACCCGUCCCCACCAGACAGCACCGGCGGCGGCGACGACACACGGGACCAAGAAGAAACCAACCCGUUGGAACCAGACGUUCUCGACGAGGGAAUCCAAAAGAGCGAGAGCAUGUUCUCAGGAGUUGCCAAAGAAGAAAGUGUACGUUGUAACGAAAUACGCUCGAACAUGUCUCAUUCCGACUGUUACGAAGACAGCCGUUUGAACGAUACAGCUCUGCCAGACGAUGCUUGCAGUAAAAACAUCAAACUUCACCUGUCUGACAGGAUCCAGAGAGACACAAAUACUUUGGAAAAUGGUGUAUCAAAGCGGGAAACAACACCAGCUGACCAAAAAUAUUCCGACGGUGUUAACUUCGAAGGAGCUGAAAAUAAGAUCCACAAGUGCGACCACAAUGGUACUGAGAACGGUGUCCAGCAUGCCGAUGAAACGCAGAGGAGCACACAGAAGAGAACGGACGCCAAUGCCUCGCACACGAGAAGAGGGAGACGGAAGAACGCAGCGAGCAGGGCGAGCUACAAGUCGCUAGUGUCGCAUCCUGACAAGACGACCGACCGCGUUGUCGUCAUUCGCCAGCCGAGGGGGCCAGGCACGUCCCUCGGUUUUGCCACAGGGCGGCAAAAGUAAUUUUAUCCAUGUUUAACUUGAGUUAAUUUCUUUAACUAAGACUUAUAAAUAGAGGUAUUUUUAUCCUAAAUUUUCUUUUUAAGCAUAUCUACAAAUUUUCUUCCACAAAUGAAAAUGAAAUACUAUGUACAUGUUUUGAAAGUUGUAACUAUGUAAGUUUACAUUAAUAAAUAUUUUUAUUGUUUA
This is a messenger RNA of Bacillus rossius redtenbacheri, 3014 nucleotides long. RefSeq lists its product as uncharacterized. Bases 822 to 2828 code for a protein of 668 amino acids. The transcript is spliced from 8 exons. Lineage: Eukaryota; Metazoa; Arthropoda; Insecta; Phasmatodea; Bacillidae. The record is from RefSeq and is a predicted model, not a curated record.